Helianthus annuus (common sunflower) is the source of this 1209-nucleotide messenger RNA. RefSeq names its product E3 ubiquitin-protein ligase BIG BROTHER. NCBI's taxonomy places the organism in Eukaryota, Viridiplantae, Streptophyta, Magnoliopsida, Asterales, Asteraceae. The record is from RefSeq and is a predicted model, not a curated record. The coding region runs from base 218 to 985 and encodes 255 amino acids. Gene Ontology annotation, biological process: negative regulation of organ growth; protein ubiquitination. Gene Ontology annotation, molecular function: ubiquitin conjugating enzyme binding; ubiquitin-protein transferase activity. The transcript is spliced from 8 exons.
AAAAUAGGAGAUGGUGACAGAACGAAUGAGAUAAGAGUGACAGUCACAGUUUCCUCUAUAUAUAUCUCCUGUAUCUAUACAUAUUCUGUGAGAGAAAACACACACACACACAAGAUCAACCUCUUUCGCUUUUUCAUUUUGUCCGUUUCCGCUCCUCCGGCCGACCAUACACCGGUACAAUUUUCGUUGUCAAAGCUGAUUACAAGUAUUCUCUACAAUGGAUGGGAAUGGGAACGGGAAUGGGAAUGGGAAUCGACAACUGGAGGUCCAUUACAUAAACUCAGGAUUCCCGUACAACGUCAAUGAUGGCUUCAUGGACUUCUUUAAUGGGGUUCCACACCAACCCGCACAUUAUGCUCAUUCGGGACCCAUCCAUGAUCAGGAAAAUGCAUAUUGGCAGAUGAAUAUGAAUUCGUACAAAUACGGAUUACCGGCUCAUGGAAGUAUACCUUAUUAUGAUCCAUAUGAGGUUCAUAAUUAUUUACCAAGAGUGGAUAUGAAUCGAAGCGCAUGGGAAUAUCCUGUAAUGAUGAAUGUCACAGAACCAGCUUCUGUCGAUGUGCAGCAAUCUGCUGAGAAUUCGGUGUCAAACAUGCAAGUUAUUCCCGAAGAAUGUAGUCCAAACGAUGACAGUGCUUCUAGUUCUCCGGUUGUUUGGCAGGAUGAUAUCGAUCCAGACAAUAUGACAUACGAGGAAUUACUUGAUUUAGGCGAGGCUAUUGGGACCGAGAGCCGGGGUCUUUCUGAAGAUCUUAUUAAUUCACUUCCAACUACAAGAUAUAAGUCGGGCGGUUUCUUUUUGAGAAAAAAAUCUGGAGAGAGGUGUGUGAUUUGUCAAAUGAGGUAUAAGAGAGGGGACAAGCAAAUCAAUUUGCCAUGCAAGCAUGUUUAUCAUACCGAGUGUGGCUCCAAAUGGCUCAGUAUCAACAAGACGUGUCCUAUUUGCAAUGUGGAAGUGCUCGGGGAGGAAUCAAAUCAACAUUAAACUCUCUAUCCUUUUUCCGGAAUUUUGUUUUUACUUAUAUAGAGGUAGUUGUUUGUUCUCAAAUCAUUAUAUGUUUUAUAGGGCAUGUCAUUAGGUUUAUAAUGGUGAAUAUGAAUUACUGGAUUGGUUUUAGUCGUUUUCCGAGUUUUAAUUUUUCUUUUUCUAAGGUGGUGGAAUGGACCAACGUUUACCUUUGAUUUAUAUGACAGUCGACAACCCCGAAA